AAGUGUUCUCUCCACACGUCGUCUAAUCGUCUUCCCCGCCGUCCAGAGGCCGCCGCGACACGAAGCCUCCGCCCUCUGGAAACGCACGCACGCGCUCCACGUCCACGGUGGGGACCACGAAGAUAAGCUUCUCUGCUCCGUCUCCGCUCCUCCCCUUCGUGACGAGCCGCAUCUUCUCCCCCGCGCGCCCGACCCGCUCCGGCGAGCUAGGCAUGGCCGUCCUCCUCCGCGGCACGCCCGCCGUUGCCGCCGCGACCGCGGGCCCCUCCUCUGCGCUCCUCGCCACCACCUUCCGCCGCGCCCGCGGCGGCUGCGGGCGCCUCCUGCCUGCCGCGCUGCGGCUCCGCCGCGCGUUCGGGGCCCGCGCCUCGGCGCAGCCGCUCGAGGUCUGCGCGAAGGAAUCCAUCACCGUCCCGGGGCGCCUGGGCGACUGUCCGUUCACACAAAGGGUUUUGUUGACAAUAGAGGAGAAGCAUCUGCCAUAUGAUCUAAAGCUAGUUGAUCUAUCUAAUAAACCAGAUUGGUUAUUUGCAAUCAAUCCAGAAGGUAAGGUGCCUAUUGUGAAGGUUGAGGACAAAUGGAUAGCUGAUUCCGAUGUUAUAACAAAAGCAUUAGAGGAGAAGUACCCUGAACCACCCUUGGCAACUCCAGCAGACAAAGCUUCAAUAGGGUCGAAAAUAUUUUCCACCUUCAUCGGUUUCCUCAAAAGCAAAGAUCCUAGUGAUGGAACAGAACAGGCACUACUUGAUGAGCUGACUUCGUUUGAUACUUAUAUGAAGGAUAAUGGUCCAUUUAUUAAUGGUGGAGCAGUUUCUACUGCUGAUCUCUCUCUGGGUCCUAAACUAUAUCACAUGGAGAUAGCUCUUGGUCACUACAAGAGUUGGUCUGUUCCAGAUUCACUUUCACAUGUAAAACAAUACAUGAAGUCAAUUUUCUCAAUGGAUUCUUUUGUCAAAACUCGAGCUCUGCAAGAGGAUGUAAUUGCUGGAUGGCGCCCAAAAGUCAUGGGUUAAAUCACAUUUGUAAAGUAACAAGUUCAGUUCAUACUUAUGUCGUAACUAGAAGUAUGGAGGCAGGAUUGUUAUUGGCUAUGCAACAACAACAACAACAACAACAUAGCCUUUUUUUCCAAGCAAGUUGGGGUAGGCUAGAGAUGAAACCCGAAAGAAAUAAGUUCAAGGUUCAGGCACAUUGAUAGCUAGUCUCCAAGCGCUCCUAUCUGUUAUUGGCUAUGCAAAAGUAAUAUUUCAAUCACAUGUGUAAAAUACAUGUAGAGAACUGUCUAUAAUGUCAUUGAGUGGGCAUUUCAGCUAUUUGCUUGUACAAGGAAUAUUAAUAUCUGUUGUUGAUGGUUAAGUGUACUCCAAUAGUAGUUGUUCCCCUACUUAA
This is a messenger RNA of Panicum virgatum (switchgrass), 1389 nucleotides long. RefSeq names its product probable glutathione S-transferase DHAR2, chloroplastic. The coding region runs from base 213 to 1013 and encodes 266 amino acids. The record is from RefSeq and is a predicted model, not a curated record. NCBI's taxonomy places the organism in Eukaryota, Viridiplantae, Streptophyta, Magnoliopsida, Poales, Poaceae. The transcript is spliced from 7 exons. Gene Ontology annotation, molecular function: glutathione dehydrogenase (ascorbate) activity. Gene Ontology annotation, biological process: protein glutathionylation; cellular oxidant detoxification; ascorbate glutathione cycle.